AUGACUCAUCAUCGAUUCCCCGACUUGCACCAGGAACUCGCGACAAUGCUUAUCCCCAAGGACGACCGCAAGAAGAUCCACGAGUACCUCUUCCGUGAGGGAGUGCUCGUGGCCAAGAAGGACUUCAACCUUCCCAAGCACGCCGACAUUGACACCAAGAACCUCUAUGUCAUCAAGGCCCUCCAGUCCCUGGACUCCCGCGGCUUUGUCAAGACUCAGUUCUCGUGGCAGUACUACUACUACACCCUCACCCCCGAGGGUCUGGACUACCUCCCAGCAGCGUUCCCACGCUCCCCCCGCGGCAUGAUGGGCGGUGAGGAGCAGCGCGGUGAGCGUCGCGGUCCCCGUGAGGGUGGCCGUGGUGGCCGCGAGGGUGGUUACCGCCGUCGCGAGGAGGGUGGAAAGGAGGGCGGUGCCCCCGGCGAGUUCGCUCCCUCUUUCCGUGGUGGCUUCGGCCGUGGCCGUGGUGCCGCUCCCCAGGAGUAA
Penicillium coprophilum is the source of this 486-nucleotide messenger RNA. RefSeq names its product 40S ribosomal protein eS10. The coding region runs from base 1 to 486 and encodes 161 amino acids. The record is from RefSeq and is a predicted model, not a curated record. NCBI's taxonomy places the organism in Eukaryota, Fungi, Ascomycota, Eurotiomycetes, Eurotiales, Aspergillaceae. Gene Ontology annotation, cellular component: cytosolic small ribosomal subunit. Gene Ontology annotation, molecular function: structural constituent of ribosome; RNA binding. The transcript is spliced from 6 exons.